AUGCACUUCUCUUCUCUUCAAUUAGCUUUGAUCGCCGCGGCGCCCCUUGCCAGCGCUUGGCCAACUGCCAUCUUGGACGCUGCUGGUCAUGAUCUCGAGCUCCUGAAGCGCGCUGAAGAAGCCGCGAGACUGGUGAAGCUGCAAGGCCGUCAAGGUGGUGCAGGUGCUGCAACAGCCAUCUUUGAGCCAGUGCCUAAAUUCGACGCAAAGGCCCAGUACAUCAACAUCUCCAAGGGUAGCGGCCACGAGUACGUUGCUCCAGGAGCGGAUGACCUCCGAGGACCUUGCCCUGGUCUUAACGCUUUCGCCAACCACAACUACCUACCCCACAAUGGAUACGCCACUGUGGCACAAUACAUCGAAGCCACGCAAAAGGUGGUAGGCAUGGGCCCCGUCCUGUCGACCUUCCUCUCAGUUCUUGGUGGCGCCCUCGACGGUGACCUUCUUAGCUGGUCCAUGGGUGGCACGCCAUCCAUCGCGCAAGCAGGCGUAACAGGUACCCUGGGCAACGGGUUGAGCGGUUCCCACAACAAGUACGAAGCCGAUGCUUCGCCAACAAGGCCCGACCUUUACCAGGCUGGCAACAACUACAAGACUGUCGCUAGCCAGUUCCAAGAGUUGAUUGAUUACUCGCCCGGUGGUGUUGUCACUCUGGACAGCUUGACUGAGUUCCGAAGCCACCGCUUCGAUGUGCAGAAGCAGACUAACCCCUACUUCUUCAACGGACCAUUCUCCGGUGUGUUGGUGCAACCUGCUGCGUACACCUUCAUCUUCCGCUUCAUGGCCAACCACACUGCUCAAGACCCCACUGGUAUCCUCCCAUACGACGUCCUCAAGUCGUGGUUCGGUAUUGAGGGAAACAGCGGUAACUACAGGGCUGUCCAGGGCGGAGAGAAGAUCCCAGAGAACUGGUACCGUCGUGCUCUUGAGUACCCUUACGAGACCACUUACUUCCUUGCGGAUGCUGUCAACGCUGCUCUUCUCCACCCCAAGUUCCUCGACAUUGGCGGAAACACUGGUACUCCCAACUCUUUCGUCGGUGUUGAUGUUGCCGACUUGACUGGCGGUGUCUUCAACGGCGCUUCGCUCCUCGAGGGCAACAACCUUGGCUGCUUCGUCUACCAGGCAUCAGCCCAAGGCAAGGCCGACAUUCUUCUCGGACCCCUCAACGCCCUCACCAGUGCCAUCGGAAGCCUGAUCGGACCUCUUGGCUGCCCAGAGUUGAUGACGCUCGACAAGAAUUUGCUCAAGCAGUUCCCCGGCUACACCAAGUCGCCCGUCUACGGUUAG
Messenger RNA from Alternaria incomplexa, 1290 nucleotides. RefSeq lists its product as uncharacterized. The coding region runs from base 1 to 1290 and encodes 429 amino acids. The transcript has 3 exons. The record is from RefSeq and is a predicted model, not a curated record. Gene Ontology annotation, molecular function: peroxidase activity. NCBI's taxonomy places the organism in Eukaryota, Fungi, Ascomycota, Dothideomycetes, Pleosporales, Pleosporaceae.